AUGUACUCUGCAGGCUUGGAGAUCCUUGGGAUCAUCCUGGCCGUGGCUGGCUGGCUGGGGGUGAUGGUGGCCUGCGGCCUGCCCAUGUGGAGGGUGGCUGCCUACAUCGGUCAGAACAUUGUCAUCUCACAGGUGAUCUGGGAAGGCUUGUGGAUGAACUGUUCGGUGCAGAGCACAGGCCAGAUGCACUGCAAGGUGCACGACUCCAUGCUGGGAUUGCCGAUAGAUCUGCAGGCAGCGCGUGCCUUGGUCAUCGUCUCCAUGGUGCUGUGCAUUAUGGCCAUCGGUCUGUCAGUGGCUGGUGCCAAGUGCACCAACUGCAGCCGGGAUGUGAGCAGUAAACCACGCCUCGUCGUGGCUGCAGGGGUAACCUUCAUGGUGGCUGGACUGCUGAUGCUGGUGGCUGUGUCCUGGACAGCCCACGCCAUUGUAAUGGGCUUCUACGACCCAAUGCUGGAGGAGACGGCGAAAAGGGAAUUUGGUAAUGCUCUGUACUUUGGUUGGGCUGCCUCCUGCCUGCUCAUUCUAGGGGGAGCCCUGCUCUGCUGCUCCUGCCCCACCAGAUCAGCUGCAGCGGGUGGUGGCUCUGCGCCUUCCCGGGUGGACUACUCAGCUGUCAAAACCAUGUCAGUCAAUGGAUACACCAGAAGAGACUAUGUAUGAACAUGUGGGAACAAAUGAAGAUUUGAUGAGCAGCCUUAAUAAACCUGUGGUCAGUAGAUGGAUGUUGAGCGGAAACUUGAACAAUCACUAUGAAUGACUGAUGCAUG
Messenger RNA from Stegastes partitus (bicolor damselfish), 770 nucleotides. Its product is annotated as claudin-4. Gene Ontology annotation, cellular component: membrane; bicellular tight junction. NCBI's taxonomy places the organism in Eukaryota, Metazoa, Chordata, Actinopteri, Pomacentridae. The transcript has a single exon. Gene Ontology annotation, molecular function: structural molecule activity. The record is from RefSeq and is a predicted model, not a curated record. The coding region runs from base 1 to 663 and encodes 220 amino acids.